Epithele typhae is the source of this 891-nucleotide messenger RNA. RefSeq names its product lipase. The record is from RefSeq and is a predicted model, not a curated record. Gene Ontology annotation, biological process: lipid metabolic process. Lineage: Eukaryota; Fungi; Basidiomycota; Agaricomycetes; Polyporales; Epitheliaceae. The coding region runs from base 1 to 891 and encodes 296 amino acids. The transcript has 6 exons.
AUGCCUUCUUACCGUGCCUCCCGUCUUUGCCUCAGCCUCCUUGCCCUUUCCACCGGCGCGCACGCGCUUUCGGUCCCCUUCGCGCCCGACAAGCGCGCCGCCGCGGCGACCGCGAUGACGGACGCGCAAAUGGCAGCCAUCAAGCCUUACGUCUUCUACGAGAGCGCCACGUACUGUAGAGCUAGCACGCUCGUGCCCAACUGGAACUGCGGCGCGUGGUGCGACGCCAACCCGGACUUUAAACCUGUCGCCGCGGGAGGUGACAACUCCGGAACUCAGCCUUUGCGCCUGGUUGAAGGGUUCGUCGGGUAUGACCCGAAAACCCAGGAAGUUGUUGUCAGCCACCAGGGGACGGAUCUCCGGUCAAUCGAGCAACUUAUCGAAGAUUUCAACCUCGUCUUCACCAACCUCGACUCGACCUUAUUCCCCGGUAUGAGCUCUGACAUUAAGGUUUACAAGGGCUUCCAAGAUGCUUUCAAAAAGCGAGUAUCCGCGACGGACACCCUGGCUGCCGUCCAGAAGGCCAUGUCCACCUUCAACACCAAGAAGGUCGUCGCCACCGGCCACUCCCUCGGCUCCGCAAUGGCGCUCCUCGAGUCCCUCUACUACCACCUCAACCUCCCAGACGCUAACGUGCGCUUCUUCGGCACCGGCCUCCCACGCGUCGGGAACCAGGCGUUCGCGGACUUCAUCGACGCCGCGCCCCUCUCCGCGUCCUUCCUCACCAACGCGCGCGACAUCUUCCCCCGUCCUGCCCCCGAACGCCAGGAGAACGGCGACCAGCACUGCUCCGUCGGCGAGGUGUCGCUGCUCCACCAGAACGUCUCGGCGCACAACGGCCCGUACGGGGGGAUCAACAUCGGCAACACCGGCUGUAAUAUCCCCAACUAA